Molecule: messenger RNA, 2307 nt
Organism: Colletotrichum truncatum
Lineage: Eukaryota; Fungi; Ascomycota; Sordariomycetes; Glomerellales; Glomerellaceae
Biological process (GO): eisosome assembly
Source: RefSeq, a predicted model, not a curated record
AUGAUGCAAGCGAGCUCCAAGACAGCGACGGCACCACAGCCAAGCAUGGCGGAGACACGGUAUCAGUUACCGACUACAGCAGCCUACUCGGGAAGAUUAAAAUACGCAGACCCACGGGACCUCCCUAGCUAUCCGUCCCCUGGUCUCAAAAGCGACGGGGCCGCCGCCGGGGCUGCCGCAUCCUUAGGCUGGGCUAACCAGAAACCCGUCAACCUUUGGAAACCCGAAAAGACAAACUCUGCAUCUACCGCAGCUGCGAUGCUUGCAACUGACUACAAGAUGACGCCGUCAUGGGAACCCAAUUCGAGCUCGGCGGGAGCUAAAGCCGCUCUGUUGGCGACCGCAUCCGCCAGGAAACAAGCGUCGACUGCGACGACAACGGCAGCUGGUCAAUCACCUCAGGAUUCGUGGGGAACUAGCGCGGCCAACGAGGCUUUCAAGCGAAGUCUCUCAGUACGGAAGCCCACUCACGCCACUUCUACAGACAGCCUUGGCUCUCUCUCAGCUGCCCAGAAUGCGAUGCCCGCACCAAGAAGGACGAGGCCACGGGCAAAGUCCACGCCUGUCCCCAAACCCAAAGAAUCUUACCCUGGUGAAUCUAGGGCCGCCGCCAAUGCUCUCAGUGCUGCAACUGCAGCUCACAACCCUGCAGUGAAGCCUAGAUCGCCAGUCGAUACUUCCGGCUCUGUUCCAUAUACGAACUUGCCACGCAAGAUGUUCACUGCAACUCCUAACAUAGGCCCGGAAGCCGAGGAGCAAAAGAGGGCCGAUGUUCUCCAUGCCUCUGCCAUUGCUAUGGCCAAGAAGAUGUAUAGCCAUCAGCAAAGAAUGGUUGACCAGACGCGCCAGGCUCAUCGGGAUUCAGAAGCGAUGAGCAGCCCCGAUGAUAACCAACCGAAACCCUACAUCAACUUACAAGAAGCCGCCUAUAAGUUGGCUCAAGAACGAUUGUCGAAGCUACACGAGGAGCAUCAGCGCAAUCGAGACUACCAGAACUAUUACGGUAGCAAUGAUUCCACUCAGCCCCAGCGAAGGUUUACCAUGAAGGGAAAGCUGAGACGGCGAUCCUCGAGUGACGGCGACAUCAACAAAGACAGGGAACAGUCUGAGCACAUUCGAAGGCAGAUGUCCAUUUUCUCGUCCAACUUAUCAAAGGUCGAUGAGCAUAAGCGAGCAAAAGAUCGUGAGGCCUUGCUAGCCGCCGCACAAAAGAACGUUAGAGCCCGCCUGCAAGGUAUGGAUGAAAAGAUAUCUGCCGAGACUGGAAUGGUUCCCCCGACUACUAUGAGCGACUGGGAAUUCAAGGCCCAUCUUAUUGCUCAAGCUAGACACGAGUCUACGAAUGAACACAAGGGCAAGCUGGAUAUUGGUGGUGGAAUGUAUAUGGACCAAGCCAUCAUUGACGAGAUUGCCGCAAAGAAAGUCCAGCCGGUUCUUGAUGAGAUCAAUGAAAGGGCCGCGAUGGAAAGGGAGAGGCAAGAGCUUGCUAAGGCUGAGGCUGAAGCAAAGAAGAUAGAUGAAGAGAAGAGAAAGGAGCGCGAGCGAGAGAUUAAAGAGAUUAACCGGAAGAUCCGGGAGGCAGACAAACAGGAAGAAAAGGAAAGGCGGUACCGUGAGAAGCAAGAACUUAAGGCCAAGAAAGAAGAGGAGAAAGCUGCGAAGGCGGGAGAGAAACGGAAAUCCAAACUCUCAGAGAUGUCACCUGGAGACUUCGCAGAUGUACACGAAACCUCCCAACAUCAAGAACCGGGCGACGACCCAGACGCUUCUGCAGUAUCGCAACGGGGAAGCCACUUCAAGCCGACCAUAGAUACCCAGAAAGAAUUUCCUAGUGGAGGCGAGAAUCCGCGGUCACCUAUUGAGAGCGGCUCCCCUACGCACAAGGUAAAGGAGUGGCUCAAAUCACGGUUCUCGCGGCCACGAGGUCGUUCCGCAGCCGGAGAAAAUCCUCCGGAGGAAAGGGGGUUUAUCGGCGGCGUAGCUCUUACACGACUUGCAAACGAGAGCGCUACAAGUCUAGACGCGAGGUCGGCUAGCAUGAGGGAGGUUGCCUUUGCAGGCAAAAGUAACACAAAUCAUGGGCGUGACGCCUCCAGAUCACCAGUUACACACGAGGAAAUUGGGGACAGAAUCCUGGACUCCAAGAAUGUGAGCCCGGUCAGUACGGAUGAUGAGUCGGAUCGAUUUGAGGAGGCGAGGGAUGACCUCGAGGGGCCGAUCUCGCCGCCCGUUCCUAUUAGAGACCCGAGCACUCAUAAGAGCAGUAGUCCCAACAGGGACUCGCGAUUUAGGGAGAUGAUGGAAUAG